Messenger RNA from Alternaria rosae, 603 nucleotides. RefSeq lists its product as uncharacterized. The record is from RefSeq and is a predicted model, not a curated record. Bases 112 to 495 code for a protein of 127 amino acids. NCBI's taxonomy places the organism in Eukaryota, Fungi, Ascomycota, Dothideomycetes, Pleosporales, Pleosporaceae. The transcript has 2 exons.
CCCUCAGGUCUCUUGUUCCAUCAAGUCUUGCUUUGCACGCCAAAACCGCCUUCAAAACAAGAAUAGUUGCAUAUCCUAUCCUUAUUGAAGCAAUACUCAUCGACAGCUAAGAUGUAUCUUGCCACCUUUCUUACAAGCUUACUCUCCAGCUUGCCCAUUACGCUUUCUGCUCCCAUCUCAACCACCUCCGAACUCUACGGAGAGCCAUACAACUGCGGUUAUGUUCUCACCGAACGGAACAGCAGCACCUACGCCAGUGUUUCCGCAUUCUCCGAGUGUACUGCAAUCUACUACAACUACACGAUCCCAGGAUUCCAAGACGCGUACGCCUACAGUUUGUAUGGGGGAUGCCAAUGUUCGUUUCAUCUGAGCGAGGACGACUGCAAGGGAUCAGCCAAUCCACCCAUGUAUGAGGGACCGACUGGAAGGCCUGGCGAGGAGCCGUGUUUCCAAGACCCAAAUCCCAAGUGGUACAAGUGCGCGACCACGGGUUGAUAGUAUUGCGGAGGGUUUGGAUACGAUCGGAGACAUCGGCGGUUAUUCCAUUUCUGAGUAUCUUAUCGGCAUGGUAAUGGAGACUGGGGCGGCGGCUUUGUAGUGACG